GGUGGAAAAGUGAAAACAUCGAUCCCGAAAGAACUGCUCUUUGAUAGCAUUGACAGUGAGCAAGCACCUGACUGCAUUGCCUAUGGGAAAUGCCUACCGAAAGUUACCGUACUGGGUACUGUUGGAGAAAAUUUAAAGGAUUUUUUGUGUUGUCGUGCUCAGCUGUGA
This is a messenger RNA of Gongylonema pulchrum, 168 nucleotides long. The record is from the annotation of a GenBank genome assembly. Lineage: Eukaryota; Metazoa; Nematoda; Chromadorea; Rhabditida; Gongylonematidae.